Molecule: messenger RNA, 671 nt
Organism: Anolis carolinensis (green anole)
Lineage: Eukaryota; Metazoa; Chordata; Lepidosauria; Squamata; Anolidae
Gene: krtcap2
Product: keratinocyte associated protein 2
Exons: 5
Coding region: 157-567 (136 amino acids)
Source: RefSeq, a predicted model, not a curated record
CCUUCCGCGGUGGUUCCUUCAGCGCAUGCGUCGAAACAACUCUUACACGUCUCCGCUUGGAGGUGUGCGCGUGCGCACUGGAGGAAACCCCCCCCUUUGCGCGGUUAGGAGGAGCAGGAGCGCGCAUGCGCGACAGGAGAAGCCGAGGGAUUCACUAUGGCCGUGGGUCCCGGGAUGUCGCUGCUGCUCUCCUCGCUGCUCUCGCUGCUGCUCUUUGCCGGGAUGCAGAUGUACAGCCGGCAGCUGGCGUCCAGCGAGUGGCUGACCAUCCAAGGAGGCCUCCUCGGCUCCGGACUCUUCAUCUUCUCCCUCACCGCUUUCAACAACCUUGAAAAUCUGAUUUUUGGCAAAGGCUUCCAAGCCAAGAUCUUCCCUGAAAUUAUCUGCUGCUUGUUGCUGGCUUUGUUUGCGUCUGGAUUGAUCCAUCGGGUCUGUGUCACUACCUGCUUCAUCUUCUCCAUGAUCGCCCUCUACUACAUCAACAAGGUCUCCUCCACGCUCUACCAGUCGGCCGCGCCGGUGCCGGUGCCCACCAAGGCGGUCAGCAAGGGACGGAAGAGGAACUGAGGACAAAGGAAGAACGGGGUGGAUUGAUUGACAGGCGGGAAAUGGAAUGGCCAAAUUUCCAUAGAGCCAAAUAUCCCAUAAAGGUGUUUUUGUAAAAACAGAAA